Messenger RNA from Plasmopara halstedii, 2163 nucleotides. RefSeq names its product delta-1-pyrroline-5-carboxylate dehydrogenase mitochondrial-like. Bases 1 to 2163 code for a protein of 720 amino acids. Gene Ontology annotation, molecular function: aldehyde dehydrogenase (NAD+) activity. The transcript is spliced from 4 exons. The record is from RefSeq and is a predicted model, not a curated record. NCBI's taxonomy places the organism in Eukaryota, Oomycota, Peronosporomycetes, Peronosporales, Peronosporaceae.
AUGACGUCGGUAGAUGAUGGCACAAUGAAUGUCGGAUACCCUUCUGGCAAGUCAGCCGAUGGUACCUCCAUCAAGAAAUUUACCAUUACAAGUGAGGAUGUUUCUACGAGCACAAUGACUGGGGCAAGCAGAAAUAUCGGACACUCGAGUGGCGGACACGCAACUGUCGAACACGACAAACACAAAUCUGAAGAAGAAACAAUCCGCGAUUACGCGUCUGGUGGACACACCAUUGGCGGACAUAUGACUGAUGGAUACACUGCUGGUGAAUACGCAUUUGGCGAUCACACCCCUAAAGAAGAAAAAAGUGGCACAUACACAGCUGGCGAUUUCACCACGCAUGGUAUUACAUCUGGAAAACACGCCACUAACCAACAAACAACUCGAGAACAUACCACGGGCGGAGCCACGCAUGAGACUAUCGAUGAUCAUCCGGUACCAAGUGGUUACUAUUCUAAUGAUAAUUACGAGAGUUUGACUGCGACCGCCGCGGAUAAUACAGCGACUAAAACACACACUACUGACUUCAACUACGACACGACAGGAACUGCUACUGAGAGUGCUACAUCAAGUGGUGGAUACUUUACCGAUACACACGAUGAAACCAGCACGGAGGCAGAUCCAAACUUUAGCGGUGCUGAGCCUACUGACGGCUUUAAUCUUGUGAACGGAAAAUGGACAAAAACUAACAAGACAGAGACUAUCGUGGACCCGUUGAAUGGCGAGGCUUUUAUGACUAUGCCGCUUACACAAAAGGAUGAGCUAGAUCCUUUCGUGGAAAGUAUGACCAGCUGUCCAAAACAUGGUUUGCAUAAUCCUCUUAAAAACGUCGAGCGCUAUGUCAUGUAUGGUGAAGUCAGCGCUAAGGCCGGAGCCAUGUUCCGUGAGGAAAAAGUGGCUGAUUACUUUGCGCGAUUGGUGCAGCGAACAUCACCUAAGAGCUACUUUCAAGCUCGCAAUGAAGUUAAGGUUACGGGCAAGUUUCUCGAGAACUUUUCCGGAGAUCAAGUACGCUUUUUGGCGCGCUCAUUUGGAGUACCGGGCGACCAUCUUGGACAGACCAGUUUUGGUUACCGCUGGCCUUAUGGUCCUGUGGCAUUAAUCACGCCUUUUAAUUUUCCUAUUGAGAUCCCUGUGCUUCAAAUGAUGGGCGCUUUGUACAUGGGUAACAAGGUGCUAUUGAAAGUAGACUCGAAGGUAUCGAUCGUCAUGCAGGAAACUCUACGCUUACUGCACGAAUGUGGCAUGCCUAUGACAGACGUGGAUUUCAUCAAUUCAGAUGGUGCGGUAAUGAAUGAUUUGUUAUUGCGAAUCAAGCCGCGCAAUACGCUUUUCACAGGCUCGCAGGCAGUUGCCGAGAAGCUUGCAAAAGAUCUAAACGGUCGUAUCAAAUUAGAGGAUGCCGGCUUCGAUUGGAAAGUAUUAGGACCUGAUGUGCGUGACUUUGACUAUGUUGCCUGGACUUCCGACCAGGAUGCUUACGCUUGCUCUGGACAAAAAUGUUCGGCGCAGUCAGUUCUCUUCAUGCACAGAAAUUGGGUCAAGGCUGGUCUGGAGAAGAAGCUUGCUGAGCUUGCUAAUCGACGAAAGCUCUCGGAUCUAACCAUUGGCCCUGUGCUCACGGUUACGACAAAGAGAAUGCUUGACCACGCUGCGGCUCUGUUGAAGAUUCCUGGGUCACGUGUUGCUUUUGGUGCUGAAGAAUUGGAAAGCCAUACAAUUCCAGAAAAGUAUGGUGCUCUCAAGCCGACCGCGAUCUUCGUCCCGCUCAAAGAGUUUGUCAAGCCCGAGAAUUUUGAGCUCGUGACAACAGAGAUUUUCGGCCCGUUUCAGGUUCUGACCGAAUACGACGAUAAUGAGUUGCCGCAAGUUUUACAGGCCCUGGAACGCAUGAAUGCUCACCUCACUGCUGCUGUUGUGUCAAACGACCAAGACUUUACCAAUGAAGUGCUGGCGGCGACGGUGAAUGGCACGACUUACAGUGGUAUCCGCGCCAGAACCACAGGGGCACCCCAAAAUCACUGGUUUGGCCCAGCUGGUGACCCAUGCGCCGGCGGUAUCGGUACGCCAGAAGCUAUCAAGCUCGUGUGGUCAUGCCAUCGUGAAAUAAUUAGCGAUGUUGGACCCGUUCCUCCCACCUGGACGAUUCCCGAGGCUACGUAA